AAAUUAUUUUUAUAUAAUACAUUGAAUAGUUAUAUACAUAUUUACCACAGAGGAUUUACCUCAUAAAGUUUUCAAACGAGAAAAUAUGAAUUUGAUUGUGGUUCAAAAAGUUUUGUUGAAACAAGUAUUACUUGGUUUCAGGAUUGUUAUUAAUACAUUAGAUAAUAAAGUAUUAAGAAUAAAUAUCACGGAAGGCAUAACAGAAAAUUACGUUAAAAUAAUUCACAACGAAGGCAUGCCCGAUAUGAAUUUUCCAUCAAAACGUGGUGACAUAAUUAUACGGUUUGACAUAAUUUAUCCACUUUAUUCGCCAAUUACAGACGAAAAAUUUUGUGAAUUAUUUGAUGAUGAAAAUAAAUAC
Messenger RNA from Melanaphis sacchari, 361 nucleotides. RefSeq names its product dnaJ homolog subfamily A member 4-like. The record is from RefSeq and is a predicted model, not a curated record. The transcript has 2 exons. Gene Ontology annotation, cellular component: cytosol. NCBI's taxonomy places the organism in Eukaryota, Metazoa, Arthropoda, Insecta, Hemiptera, Aphididae. The annotation marks the transcript as partial. Gene Ontology annotation, molecular function: protein-folding chaperone binding.